Messenger RNA from Cryptomeria japonica (Japanese cedar), 477 nucleotides. Its product is annotated as MLP-like protein 423. The record is from RefSeq and is a predicted model, not a curated record. Gene Ontology annotation, molecular function: signaling receptor activity; abscisic acid binding; protein phosphatase inhibitor activity. The transcript has 2 exons. Bases 1 to 477 code for a protein of 158 amino acids. Gene Ontology annotation, cellular component: cytoplasm; nucleus. Gene Ontology annotation, biological process: abscisic acid-activated signaling pathway; defense response. Lineage: Eukaryota; Viridiplantae; Streptophyta; Pinopsida; Cupressales; Cupressaceae.
AUGGCCCAUACUCUGAGUUGGGAGGCUGAGAUGAAUGUUCCUGCAAAUCAAAUGUAUAAGGCCUUUGAGAAUUCUGCAAGUAUUUUCCCGAAGCUGAUGCCCAAGCAUUUCAAAAGCAUUGAUGUACUCGAGGGAGAUGUCAUUAACCCUGGCACUAUUGGACUCAUUAAAUAUGGAGAAGGGUUUCACUUGGCAACUUACAAAUUGGAGAAAAUAGAAUCCUUGGAUGAGGUGAACCUGACCAUCACUCACACCGUGCUGAAUGGACAGAUAAUGAAUAAAUACAAGACAUACAAGCUGACUUUGAAGGUAAGCCCUGGAGUCACAUCAGGCAAUUGCAUCGUGAAGUGGAUUAUUGAGUAUGAACCGACUCAUGAAGAUGAGGUUGUACACCCAGAGAAUGCCAAGGAAACUGCUAUACACACCUUCAAGGUCUUGGAACAAUAUCUGCUCUCCAACCCACUUCCAGUGGCUUAG